This is a messenger RNA of Patiria miniata (bat star), 25715 nucleotides long. RefSeq lists its product as uncharacterized. Lineage: Eukaryota; Metazoa; Echinodermata; Asteroidea; Valvatida; Asterinidae. The transcript has 2 exons. Bases 153 to 22322 code for a protein of 7389 amino acids. The record is from RefSeq and is a predicted model, not a curated record.
UUUUUCUUCUUCUCUUUUUCAGAUCCUUGUUGAUGGUGAAACGGACUUUCCACUGCCAGUUGCUGCAAUCACUGUGAUAGCAUGACAUCAACUCCAAACUAGUGACAGUUCACGCUUUUCUGUUUGCGACAACUCCCCAAGCAACUUCCAAGAUGACUUCCAUAGGCAAUGCGACUCCGCUGGUUUGUUUGGUGGUUCUCAUUCUUGCCCUUCUUGUACCACCAGCAGCACAGCAAGGAGGAGCUAGCCCACCAAUUAACUGUCCCCAAAACACAGUUAGUGUUGGGGUGCUCAUUGCUGCCUGUGUGGCCGUUCUAGUUGGGACGUUAAUCUUUGAAGGCCUUGCCAUCCUAUGCUAUAGGAGGUACUGCAAGGACCGCGAGAAGCCGCAGAAGGUAGCUCAUCGGUUCAUGAUCUCACCCGAUCAGGAGCUGGUUGUGAAGGAGAAUCUUGGCUACGAAAGUGAUUCUGAUGCUCAGGAGCGGUCGCUGAGGGAAGCAAAGGAGAAGAAACGAGCAUCUAUCUUCAACAUCAGUGAGACUAAGGAUAACAUGAUGUAUGUACCCGCACUCUACCGUAACCCUAUCACCAAGGACCGUGACACCGGCUCUGCCAUCAUGAAUGGUUACCAUGACUAUGAGCCAGACUAUGGCAUGGACACCAUGUUCACCUAUAAUGCCGGUUGGGGCUCCCGUGUUCCUAACAUCCUCAGUGGCAAGGGCAACACUAACAGUCUUGAGUCCCUCUACACGGAUGCUGAUGAGUAUCCCAUCUUGCAUACCCCACAUGGAGUUGGCCCUGUGAACUUUGCAUCCUCAAAAUUCAGGGAUGGCUUUGGCCGAAAGAGCAUCGACAUCCAUGAAGAUGAUGGCGACGUAACCACCUAUACAUACACCACUGGUUUUGGGGGAAAGGUGCGGCGUGAGGUUGCCACGGUAACAUCAGAGACAGGUGACGAUAUUGAGAUCGAGGGAGACAGAGUCACCUGGCGGAAGUGUAAACUCCCGGACGAAGUCGUAUUGGAUAUGGACGAGGAAGAAGCCAAGCCUGAAACACGCAUUGCCAUUGAUGACAAUUUCACAAUUGGCAAACCAACAUCAACCAGACGCCAAGAAUACACCACAGCAGAAGUCCACAGCGAUUCACAAGGAACCAGUUAUGAUCCAUCUGGCAACUUCAUCCUUCGUGCAACACCCUCCACCUCCCGCUCAGACAGCAGUGAUGAUGACCUAUACGAUUACGGAGACAGCAUAGAGAGACAGCAGCAGACCCUGAACAUGCCGAAGCACUCACCAGGCACAAUUGGUCACGGUACAUUCCGAGCAACCGUCGGUGGAAUCCCCCUGGACCAUGGAUCUUCAGAAGAAGAAUCUCCGACUGAACUUUUCAACAGCAGGUACCGAUACAGCACCGGACUCAACAAAGCCAAAUUGGUUGCAAUGCGUGCCGCUGCUGCUGCCCAUGCCCGAGAAGGAAUCCUCAAUGAAGAAGAUCCGCCAGAAGAUCAAGGCCAAGACGGCAUGCCGCCAGUCAUGGGUUACAUCAAGCUUGUCAAACCUGAUGACUCUUCCCAAGAUGGAAGCAGUGAAGAACAGCAAUAUCAUGUAAUGCCAAGAAGAGAUUCAGACAGUCCAAACUCAGUACGGCUGUAUCCAGUUAACUCAAGAGGAAAACCAAUUUCAAUUCAGACCCAGUUACCCGGAGGUUUCUCUCGAGAUUCAUACAUCAGGCACCGUCAGGAGACCUACAUUGAGGUUUCAGAUGCAGGAGUGCAGUGUGAGAUAAUUCCACGAGGUGGCAGACCUGGUCAGGAGAAGACGAGUAUCUUGAGGAAAGAGCGAACAUCCUAUGACCAAGAGAUGAAUUCCGUUGAUGAUAUUCCAACCAUCGGUGUGAUCCGACUGAUGCAUCCCAAGUCAUCCAAGCAUGUAAGAAUAAGAGAGGAUCAGACUGAUUAUUCAACCAUGACAUUCAGUGAGGAGGAUCUUACCUCGGCCUCUCUUGAAGAUGUCAGCUACCGCUCCACAAGCCGGUCAAAUGAACGUAUGUCCCCAAGACCUCGCCGUGCAAGAUCAGCCCCAGCCAGAAGUGAACGUGCCCCCAUGACAGAGGAUGACCAGCGUCCCUUUGAAGAAGUACCAACGAUUGGAGUCAUUCGGCUUGUUCGUCCAGACAGUGCUUCUGACACCUCUGGUGUGGAUAGUGAGGUUACAAGUGGGGAAGAGUCAGUGCCCGGAGACAGAUUUCAUGGACCAAGGAAUGACAAGUGGACACAGCAUGAAGUUCCCAUUGUUCGGUUGGCUCAGCAGAUACUUCAAGAAAGUGUCAAUGAGAGGGGUUCAUCCCAGAGGUCUCUACAUCGAUUAGAUCAAGACAUGGGUGACAUACCAACUAUUGGAGUUGUAAGGUUGGUGCGCCCCAAAUCAACAACUCAUGAUGUGAGACCGAUGACAAGUUCAAGAGUGGAUGAGCGCUUUGAUGAAUCCGAAGAAACAAAUAGGCAGACAUCUUCCAGAGUAACUCCUGUUUCUGACAUGCCAACCAUUGGUGUCAUCAAAUUGUUGCAGCAAGAGUCCAGAAGGGAGCCUACUUCAAGGUUCCCGGUGUCAGUCAUAGACAGAGGAACCCAACCCAUUAAUACCUGGGCGCAGUUGCUGCGUGAGAUGCAUAGCAUGGUGGAGAGUGAAAUCUUGCGCAAGAUGAGCAAGAAGCAGCAUGAUCAACCAACCGAUGAGACCGAUGCUCUACCCCGUACAAUCAGUGUCAUCAAACUGAAGCGUGAGGAAGUACAAGUACAGCCUCAGGUUCCAUAUAGUUUGAUGGAUCAAUCAACUCAGAGCAGUGCUGAAAUGAGAGAUGAAGCAACAAUGCCAACCUUUGGCUGGUCACAUCUGAUCCAUGAGGUUGAAGACCAGAUAGAAGAACGGUAUAAGCGAAUGUCAGCCCCUGCUCCAAAGGAAGAAUUCCAGGCUACCAAGUCAGUCCAGAAACUUGGAGUAAUCCAGUUGAAAACAGCCCCAGAAAAGAUCAUCAGGGACAGUUUCACCCAGGUUUCUGGUCCAGACACAUAUGAGAAGAGCACAGGGCCUGCAUGGAGCUUCAAAGAACUAGUUGAAGAAGUGGAAGAAGAGGCUGUCCAGAAAUUCAAGAAAACCUUGAAACAACUUGACCGAUCAGCUGAACCACAGGACUUCCAUGAGCCAGUCCGUUCUGUCAGUGUAAUCAAGCUGAAGAAAGAACCAGGUCAAGAAAAGCUGGUUCGAGAUUCGGUAACUCAGAUAUCUGGACCCAACACUUAUGAGAAAAGUACCGGAUCCACCCUGACAUUUGCAGAAAUCAAAGAAGAAAUAGAGGAAGAGGCUGUCAGGGAGUUCAAGAGAACCUUGAGUCAGUUAGAUCGCCCGGCUGUUGUAUCUCAAGAUGGUCCACAACCAGUCCGAUCUGUCAGUGUGAUUAAACUGCAGAAGGAACCAGAGGCUGAAAAGCCAACAGUAACAAGCAGAGGGGUUCAACCAGAUCUACCAUGGCGGGAACUCAAAGAAGAAAUUGAAGAUGAGGCAAUUGAGGAGUAUAAAAAACAGAUGCGUCGAUUCCAGCCAAAAGAGGCUGUGCAACAAGUCCCAGAAACACAAGCUCCUACAGUGAGUGUUAUCAAACUUAAAGGUCCGAAGACCAAACCUGCACCUGAGAAAUGGGAUAACAUCACUCAGUGUGAUUUGAUCGAACCAAAACCUGUCAUGGCUGAUCAGGUGACCGAACCAGCACGACCAUGGUCUGAUGUCCUGCACAAUGUACGCAGAAUUUUGGAGAACGAGUACAGACGUACCAUCACUGAGCUUGAAACAAGACUGACAUCCUUACCCAAAGAUCAGCCCAUUGUCGAGACAGUUCCAACUGUUGCGGUCUUUAAACUGAAAGGACCAGAUGUGCAUGUGCAACCAGAGCCUGAAAAACCAAAAAUGAUGAAUGAGAAGACACAAGCAGCACCACGCACUUCUGAGCAAGAAACUGCCCCAGAAAGACCCUGGAAGAAUAUCCUCACAGACGUCAGGAAAAUUCUUGAAAACGAAUACAGGCGAACCAUUCGGGAGCUGGAAGACCAGUUGAGUGGCAGAGAUGAACCUGACUCUGGGAAGACCAUGGCCUAUUUCAAGCUCAGUGCCCCUGAGGUGCCCAAAGUGCAGACAGUGAGUAUGUACACACAAAUUGAUGCACCUCAAACUGGAGACCAAGGAACACUUCCCGAAAGACCAUGGGGAGAUCUUAUUCAAGAUGUUCGCAGUUCAGUUGAAAAUGAGUAUCGAGUCACGAUCAGAGAGCUUGAAUCUCAACUUGCUGAAAGACCUAAAGAUGUGACUAAGGAACCUACACGCUUAGGAAUCUUCAAGCUUAAAGGGCCAAAGCAACAAAAGGUGAAGAAACCAGUGCUUCAUGACACUUUUACUCAACCAGCGAAGCCCUGGUUGACACUGAUGAGUGAGAUGGAAGAAAAUGUAGAGCGGAGACUUUCAAUGAAAAAGAUCAAGCCAGUUGCUGUGGAACCGGAAAUUGUCCAACAGACCCAACAAGUGGUGGAAAUGACACCACAGAUAAAGCCUACAACAGCUGAUGUUAUGACACAAGCUUCUCAGCCAGCAACUAGUUCUAAAGCUUCCCAGAGUGUGUCUGUUCAGAGAUCCUCAAUGUCCACAGAAGCUAACAUCCAGCCAAAUGUUACUGAGCGAAGCACAUCAUGUGAUCUACUUAGACCAGGGAUAAGUGAGCAAGUACAAGUGAAACCCAUGACGGCAAUAAAAUCUACUGUGACUGAGGUCACCAAAUCUUCCGAUUUCUUCCAGCUUUUCAAGCCAGAGUUCUCCAUGCAAGAGACUCAAGCUUCACCAUCGAAAACAUCAACAGCUACAAUGCCUCAGAAGUCAUUGUUGCAAGAAGUGGGUAUCCAAACUCGUCCUUCAACUGAAGAUCUUGAGGUUAUUACAGAUCUUGUGUCUACUUCUGACUUGAGCAUACAGGUUGAAAUGCAGUCAACUCCAGAGAUUCCUAUCAUCACACCAACAAUCAUGCAGCCAGUUCAUGCACCCGUAACAUUCAAAGAACCAGAUGUAGAGAAGAUCGACUUUGCUGUUCAGGUUGUUCCUGAGAAGACCAGCAGAGCUUCAGCUACUGAGCUAAGAAAGUAUGUGGACAACUUUGUCCAGGUUGCCAGUCCAAAGCCAACUCAAGAAGUAUUCGGUGCUCAGGUACAGCCAGAUGUCACUGAUGGUCAUUCGUCUAUAGUGAUUGAAAUGAAGGAUGUGGGAACUGAUAAUUUGCAAGUUCAUUCGACUGAAAAGUCAACAGAAAUUAGCAUCGUAAAAGAACUGCUUGACCUCGCAGUCCAAGUUAAACCUGAAGUAAAAUCCAGGGUGGCUGCUACGGACAAGAAGAAAUACUCUGAUGUAUCUUCUCAGGCGGAUGAUGCACCAAUUGAAGAAAUGGCUGACACUCUUGACUCUUCCAUUCAAGCUGUACCAAACAUUAAUGUGUCAUUCACAAGCAUGGACACUCCAAAAUCGACUGAUGCCUUCACACAGCUCAAACCUCUUGUAAUUCAACAGGGAGACAAGUCUAUUCAGGUUAAUGCCAACAUGGCUGAGGUGGGAACAGAGACUCCAGUGGUAAGCUAUGUGGACAACAGCUCACAGAUGAAUAUCUCGACAUUAAGCCAACACGUCCAGGCACGAACACUUCAAGCAGACGCUACCACAGGAAAAGAGCUUCUAACAAAUGAGAUAUCUACACAACCUGACAUUGCCACAAAGCAGGAAGUUUCUGUACAAGUUUCCAUGGAAAUUGAGACAGAGCCAGCAAUUAUUAAAGCAGUUGUACAAAGCGAGCAGUACUCAAUGCCGACCCUACCUACCCCUGCUGAAGUGACAGAUUUUGCCAUGCAAACCAUGUCACAAACAGCAGAAUUUUCCAACCAAUAUGUGCCUCAAACAACUGACAAAUACACAGAGAAGAAAAUGGAUGGACACAGCUUUGCAUUACAGGUUUCUCAGAACAGCACAGACUCUUCCACAGAGACUAUGGAAGUUGUGCAAAAGACUGUUCCGGUACAAGUACGCCCUCGCACAGUAGACAAAGCAACAGAGUAUUCUGAAUCUAAACCUGAUGGUAUUGACAUUGGCAUUCAGUACAGCAUUGACAGCAAUGAAAUUGGUGUUAGUGCAGAGCCUCAAGUGAUUGACGAUGGUACAUUGAUGGAGAUCAAACUUCAGCUGGAUGUUGGCACUCAGGCAGACUGUGAAAUUACAGUAGAACCAGCAAUUAUCCAAGAAGUGAUAAAAGCUCCUGAAGAGUCUGUGGCACUGAUGAAUUGGGAUGUAGAGACAUCUGAUGCAGAUACACAAACUAUACAAGGAGAGACCACACAGCGAGGAACGUCACCAGAUGGCAUCAAGACUGCUGAUGCAGUAGUGCAGCAUGUUCAAUUACGAAACAUCAAAGAUGGCAGCGUCCAGGCAGAUCCUGAUGUCACAACAACAGGUACCUUGGCGUUUACAGUAGAUCACAUUGUGCAUGCUACCCAAGUUAAGCCACAGACUAUAGACCGUGGUAUGACAACAGUCAUACGAGGUUCCGUGGAAAGAAGUAACAUGGCCAAUCUGCUUCCAAAGGCUUAUGUCAAACCUCCAUCUAAGGAUGUGUCUGUCCAAAUGCAACCGGUCUCGAACUUGAAGACACAAAGUACCUUGACAGACAAGACUGAGAUGAAAUCCAUGCCAGUUCAGGCUUCACCAGCAACUAGCACCCAUGGACAGACAUCAAGACCAGAUGUCAUAGAGCAGUGGAGUAUGACAGAUGAGGCACCAGAGAAAGAAGUAAUUGAGCUUAUCAUUCCACAAAUAGAAAAACCAGUUGAGGCUCCCAUUCCCAUCCUGAAAGCAGAACUUCUGGACAAAACAACCCAGGUGAUUUUGCCAAGCACGAAUGACAUGUUCUCCUCAAUAGAGAUAUCUCAAACGCAGACUGCUACUCAGUAUGAUCAUGACAAUGAUGAAAUGUCCACUCAGACUGAUGUGGAAGCUGAACCUGAACUUACAAGCAGCAGCACUCAAAUGGAUGUUCAUGUGGUUGACACUACUGCCCAAACGAUACCUGUCAAGAGGGAAACAAUUGGCCUAUCUACUGAUGUCACCCAAUUCAGGGCAUCAUUUACCCAGUAUGAACCAGAACAAUUUAAGUCGUCUGCCUCCAAUCAAACAUCUGUUAAUACAUGUAGCACAGGGUUCUCCCCAGAAAAGAUUGUGCUUAAAUCGACUGGCAUUUCCCCAGAAAAGAGGGAUGUGACGACAUCAUCAACUCAAUAUCAAAAAAGUGUUACUGAAGACAGCAGUAUGCAAACUGAAGAGCAGGAAGAACUAGAAAUCAUUGAAGAAAUAGUGUCCUUGGAAAAGAUUGAGACACUGGAGUCUGCUCCUAUAUUCCCGGAGGUAGAACUGACGAAUACAGACACUCAAACUGAAAGGGAAGUGUUACCGAUAAUGAGCGAUGUUGGUUCCCAACAUGAAGUCGGCAUUAAAACAUCUGUUGUUCAAACUAUUCAAGUGAAACUUGAGUCAAAAGCUAUGUCAACAACUGGGCCCCAGCUAAGGGAGUCAGUAGUCCAGUAUGAGCCUGAACGUUUCAGGACAGCUGUCUCAUCUCAGACAACAGUUCCAACACGCACUACCGGGUCUUCAACAGAGAAAGCAUCCUUCAAGACAACUGGAGUGUCUCCUGUUAAAGUUGAUGUGAAAGCUUCAUCUACUCAAUACCAGAUUGCUGUCUUGCAGGACAACAGCAUGCAGACAGAAGACCAAGAAGAACCAAUUUCAAUUGAAGAAUUCAUCACUGUUGAGCGAGCCCCAGUUGUCGAAUUCAUGCCUGAAUACCCUGCAGUGGAGCUGGCUGAUGCAGAAACACAAGCCGAAUUGGUUACAACUGAUAGAGCAAUCCUUACUGACCCAGAGACACAUAUAGUCAUGAAAUCAUCAGAUGUUCAAACAGUAAAGUUACAGCUUAAAAGCAAGUUUACAUCAACAUUUGGCCCGCAGCUGAAGGAAUCAGUUGUCCAGUAUGAGCCUGAACGCUUUAGGAUGGCUGCCUCGUCCCAGACAACAGUCCCAACACGUACUACAGGAUCUUCCACUGAGAAGGCAUACUUCAAAACAACUGGAGUGUCUCCUGAUAAAGUUAAUGUGAAUUCUUCUUCUACUCAGUACCAGAUGACUAUCACCCAAGACAACAGUAUGCAAACAGAAGAAAAGGAGGAACCAAUUCCACUAGAAGAAUUGGUAACUGUUGAACAAGCCCCAGUUGUUGAAUUCAUGCCUGAAUACCCUGCAGUGGAGCUGGCUGAUGCAGAAACACAAGCAGAGUUGGUUACAACUGAUAAAGCAAUCCUUACUGACCCAGAGAUACAUAAAGUCAUGAAAUCAUCAGAUGUUCAAACAGCAAAGUUACAGCUUGAAAGCAAGUUUACAUCGACAUUUGGCCCGCAGCUGAAGGAAUCAGUUGUCCAGUAUGAGCCUGAACGCUUUAGGAUGGCUGCCUCGUCCCAGACAACAGUCCCAACACGCACUACAGGAUCUUCCACUGAGAAGGCAUCCUUCAAAACAACUGGAGUGUCUCCUGAUAAAGUUAAUGUAAAAGCUUCUUCUACUCAGUACCAGAUGACGAUCACCCAAGACAACAGCAUGCAAACAGAAGAAAAGGAGGAACCAAUUCCACUAGAAGAAUUGGUAACUGUUGAACAAGCCCCAGUUGUUGAAUUCAUGCCUGAAUACCCUGCAGUGGAGCUGGCUGAUGCAGAAACACAAGCCGAGUUGGUUACAACUGAUAGAGCAAUCCUUACUGACCCAGAGACACAUAAAGUCAUGAAAUCAUCAGAUGUUCAAACAGCAAAGUUACAGCUUGAAAGCAAGUUUACAUCGACAUUUGGCCCGCAGCUGAAGGAAUCAGUUGUCCAGUAUGAGCCUGAACGCUUUAGGAUGGCUGCCUCGUCCCAGACAACAGUCCCAACACGCACUACAGGAUCUUCCACUGAGAAGGCAUCCUUCAAAACAACUGGAGUGUCUCCUGAUAAAGUUAAUGUGAAAGCUUCUUCUACUCAGUACCAGAUGACUAUUACCCAAGACAACAGCAUGCAAACAGAAGAAAAGGAGGAACCAAUUCCACUAGAAGAAUUGGUAACUGUUGAACAAGCCCCAGUUGUUGAAUUCAUGCCUGAAUACCCUGCAGUGGAGCUGGCUGAUGCAGAAACACAAGCCGAGUUGGUUACAACUGAUAGAGCAAUCCUUACUGACCCAGAGACACAUAAAGUCAUGAAAUCAUCAGAUGUUCAAACAGCAAAGUUACAGCUUGAAAGCAAGUUUACAUCGACAUUUGGCCCGCAGCUGAAGGAAUCAGUUGUCCAGUAUGAGCCUGAACGCUUUAGGAUGGCUGCCUCGUCCCAGACAACAGUCCCAACACGCACUACAGGAUCUUCCACUGAGAAGGCAUCCUUCAAAACAACUGGAGUGUCUCCUGAUAAAGUUAAUGUGAAAGCUUCUUCUACUCAGUACCAGAUAACUAUCACCCAAGAUAACAGCAUGCAAACAGAAGAAAAGGAGGAACCAAUUCCACUAGAAGAAUUGGUAACUGUUGAACAAGCCCCAGUUGUUGAAUUCAUGCCCGAUUUCCCACCAGUGGAGCUUGUUGAUGCAGAAACACAAGCUGAACCAGUCACAACUGAUAGAGCUAUCCUCACCAGACCAGAGAGCCGGGAAAAAACAACUUCAACGUUUGUUAAGAAGUACACCCAGGCUUAUGUGCAGAAUGUUCCUAGAAUGACUUCUGUAAGUCAACAGAUGACAAUGCAAAGGCCACAGUUAGUCUCGCAAGGCACUACCAUGGUGAAGAUUCAGUUGACUUCUAUACCAACACAAGCCCAACCUUCCACUAGGGCAUUUGGCCAGAUGAUGGAGCCCAUGGUUAAUGACCACUGGAGCAUGACAGAUGAAGAACCAGUUGAAGAAAUGAUUGCGUCUCAGGUAGCAACUGUGGUUGAAAGCAUGCCAGAGUUGCCUGUAGAAACACAAGAUGCGGAUGUCCAAGUUGAACCCAAAACAUCAAACAUUGCUAUAGAAACUUAUCCUGAAACAGCAGAGCAAGGCAGCCUUGUUCAACCAGAAACACGCGAAGUUCCAUCUCAGAUGUCAAUUCACCAGGCAACUGUUUCUGCACAGGCAACUGUUAAACACUCAACCAUGUCUUCUCAGACUGAUCAAGAGGAGAAGAAACGCUUGAAAAAUUCAGGGGUUCAAACUCAGCAAUAUCUGGUCACAAGCAGCAGCUAUGUCCCAUUGAAAGAGAAGAGCUACAAGUCUGUUGAGCAUAUGGGCGACUUGGUGGGCAUACAGCCACGUGGACCAAUCAAGACACAGCAUAAGAACUUGCAGGCGUCAGUUUCCACUGCUACUAUGAUGUCGCAGUCCACUGGACCUGAACAGACAGCAACAGGCUUCCAGACAGAGGAGAUGAUUGAGGUCACUGAUAUGGAGGUCCAAACGAACCCGGUAACCAUCAUAGACUUUGUUCCUGUGCUUAAGGAUUCUACUGUGCAGUAUGAGCCCAUGUAUUUCUACAGUGCAUCCACACAGGCAGAAAUACCCACAAUGCAUCAACACGUAAGUGCUGUUGUACAAAACCGAAACCAAGAAACAACCACACACAUCAUUAAGGUGCAACCUUCAUCAAGUCAAACAGAAGCCCAUCAAGGUGAGGAUAACAGCUCACAGACGGAUGCGAUGUCUGAACCAGAACCUCUCAUUGCACCCAUGAAGAUUGAACCAGUCCUCUUUGCUCCACCUGCACUGCUUCCCGAGACACAGGUUGCUGAAUCUCAAACUGAUAAUGUAGUAUCAACAGACCAAAGUACCUCAAUAAAGCUACCUAAGCUACUACACACCUAUGCUCAAGUCGGUCCUCGGAUGCAGGAUACCAACACCAUGACACCUGUGAAGCAGUAUGCUCCGGUUGCUGUACAAAAUGAACCCGAAAUGUUGUCUCAAAUGAUGCAGACCUCACCUGAUGUCAGAGAGGGAAUGACACUGACGGAGAAACCAGACAUCACUGAUCAAGCUUCCCAGCAUGACACUGCCUCUAUGCAUAUAUCAUCACAGGCAGCCCCAGAGUCCUAUGAUGCCUCAACCUCCUUUGAUCUGGUUGUUCAGGAAUUGAUCGAAGCUGGAACACAGCACAUCAUAGAACUGAGAAAUUUUGAAACUCAGACACACACAGACAAACGUGAUCAAGCCUCAUUCGUUGACAUUCAGAUGCAAGAAUCUGACUGCCAGACAGAACUGACAAUAGAGGACCUGGAAGAAAUGCUGGCAACUCUGAAGCAGAAACUUGAUGAAAAGCCCAUGGUGCAGGAAUUCAUCAUUCCUGAACAACUCAAUCCUGUUGAGUCUCCCAUGAGUUUCCCUAUUGAUACAGAGGACUCUGGAAUCCAAACCUUCCUAGAAACUGUCCAAAGGAGCACAUCACCCAUUCUCCUGGAGGUUAAGCAUGCCAUUACCCAGUAUGAAGCAGAACUGAAGGAGUUUGGUGUACAAGUGAAGCCUGAUGUCAUUGACAAAGAAAUAGAGACCUUUAUAGUCAAAGUACAUGAUGCAGCGAUUCAGUAUGCUUCGCUAUAUGGCAAGGACAAACCUACACAAUUUUCCCCAGACGUCAAUGAUGCUGAGUCACUCACAGAUCAGAAAGAAUAUCAGCACAGUUAUACAAAUACCAAGUCAAUUUCACUUUCAUCAAAAACAAUGCAGGCUAACCCACAGAACAUGGACAAGGCAACAACUCCUACAUUACAGCAGUACGACAAAAGAGCAACCCAGACAUCAGCUGCUGAAACGGUUACCAGAGGGACGCAGAGAGAGUAUGCUCCGGUUGCUGAACAAAAUGAACCCGAAAUGUUGUCUCAAAUGAUGCAGACCUCACCUGAUGUCAGAGAGGGAAUGACACUGACGGAGAAACCAGACAUCACUGAUCAAGCUUCCCAGCAUGACACUGCCUCUAUGCAUGUAUCAUCACAGGCAGCCCCAGAGUCCUAUGAUGCCUCAACCUCCUUUGAUCUGGUUGUUCAGGAAUUGAUCGAAGCUGGAACACAGCACAUCAUAGAACUGAGAAAUUUUGAAACUCAGACACACACAGACAAACGUGAUCAAGCCUCAUUCGUUGACAUUCAGAUGCAAGAAUCUGACUGCCAGACAGAACUGACAAUAGAGGACCUGGAAGAAAUGCUGGCAACUCUGAAGCAGAAACUUGAUGGAAAGCCCAUGGUGCAGGAAUUCAUCAUUCCUGAACAACUCAAUCCUGUUGAGUCUCCCAUGAGUUUCCCUAUUGAUACAGAGGACUCUGGAGUCCAAACCUUCCUAGAAACUGUCCAAAGGAGCACAUCACCCAUUCUCCUGGAGGUUAAGCAUGCCAUUACCCAGUAUGAAGCAGAGCUGAAGGAGUUUGGUGUACAAGUGAAGCCUGAUGUCAUUGACAAAGAAAUGGAGACCUUUAUAGUCAAAGUACAUGAUGCAGCGAUUCAGUAUGCUUCGCUAUAUGGCAAGGACAAACCUACACAAUUUUCCCCAGACGUCAAUGAUGCUGGGUCACUCACAGAUCAGAAAGAAUAUCAGCACAGUUAUACAAAUACCAAGUCAAUUUCACUUUCAUCAAAAACAAUGCAGGCUAACCCACAGAACAUGGACAAGGCAACAACUCCUACAUUACAGCAGUACGACAAAAGAGCAACCCAGACAUCAGCUGCUGAAAUGGUUACCAGAUGGACGCAGAGAGAAAUCUUAUGGGCUGAUGCUCCUAUUCAGGUCAGACCUGUUCUUGAUGAUGCCACAUCUCAAACGGAUACAAUAAUAAAAGAGGAUAUUGCAGCCAUUCUGAAACCAAUAGAGAAGAAAGAAGUAAGACUAGAGAUGAAGUCAUUCAAGGAGACCAACACAGUCGAAAUUCAAACAGAUCCUGUCAUCAUCAAAUCUGCUAGACCUGAUGAUGAUGAUGAAUCAUGGCUCGACAGUGGAAUUGACACAGAUGUUCAAACAGAUCCAGUUGUCAUUCUUUCUGAUUUGGAUUCUGAGAUUGAAUUGAUGGAUGAGGACAGUCAGACAUGUCCAAUUGACAUGAUUGAUGCUGAUAUCCAGGUUGAGACCAGAAAGGAGGUAAAUGAUACAACUUCGCAAACCUCUCCUCAGCCACAGGUCGACAAAACAGUACAGACGAUGCCAAAGCAGAUUUCUUAUGCUAGUACUGUAACAACAACUCCCAUGGUUAGACCAAUCUCCUCUCAAACUUUCCCCACCAAAACAGCAACAAAGGGAUUCCAGUUUGAACCAGUGCCAUAUUUGACCAACGAAGACAUUGACACUCAAACUCCAGGAACUCUGACCAAGGAACAAGGGACACACGCACUGGAAAGCCAGGUGGAGACUUCAACUACACAAACUGAUGAGAUGCCAGUAAUUGAACCUGAGAUUAUUCAUGUCGCCAACCUCCAACCUGUUGAAGCACAAAUGACUUUCUCUGCUCCAGAAGCAGAAGUCAUAGAUACCGGAGUGCAGGCAAGUACUGAAGUAACUGACGAAGAUUCACAAACAACUAGAGUCUUCACAACAGACAGACCCUCUUCACCAGGAAUCAGUUAUGCUGUAGCUGAAUCACAGACUGUCUCUCCAGCCCAUCGGACGAAAGAUACACAGUAUGAACCAAAUGCAGCACAGAAGAAAACUCAGACAGAAGCAACGGUUACUGUUAGCAUGGGUACUGCCACUUAUCAGGUGAUUUCACAAGAUAUUUGCCUCCAGACUUUCUUGGAAACCAAGCCAGAGAUUGUUGACAGAUCAAUGCAGCAUGCUGCCGUGGUCUUCACAGGAUACUCUCAGACUGAGGAGACUCAGCAUCAGCAUGAAGAAACACAAACAGAUCAGGUUGAUGAAGAAAUCCAAUUCAUCACUCCAUCUCCAGAAUUCCUUGAAGCUUUCACACAGACAACUGACAAGAGGUCCAAUGCAGGAGCUCAAACAGAGGGUCUACAUGUUGUGGAGAGUGGCACUAACGCACCUUUAACAAAAAAGCAAGUUGGGGUGACCCAGACACUAAGGACGAGUACAUGGAGCGAGGGCACAGUAACAGAACCAUUGAAGUCUGUAAGUAUGGCAGUGCAGACAGAUGCCAUUCCAGUUCGUGUUGUGGAUGAACACAUCUCUCCAGUACACCUGCAACCAGUACAUGCACCUCUGAAACUUCCUGAGUACAAACCAGAGCUAAAGGAUGCCUCUAUCCAGGCUGAUGUAAAGACUAAUGAAAGGUCAAUGCAACAUGAGAGUGAAAACACUCAAUUCAACAUCUUUUCAACGAGAGUGGUCAAGGGAGAAGUGAAACCAACGGUCCUGAGUGAAUUUUCAAUGACACCACAAAAGAAACACUUCAUCAGUCAUCUUGAAUCAUCUGCAUACCCGAAGGAAGAAACGCUUACUUACAAACAUUUUGUUCAUGCACACACUCAAGUCAAACCGGAGGUGGAUGAGGUACCAGUCCAAGUGCAGCCUCUUCAGGAUGACCGUUCAACAGCUACAGAGGAACAAAUCUUCACCAGUACUGAGGUGCAGACAGAGUUUGCUGAAGAACCGAUGAAGGAAGUCAUCAGAGUUAGUCAGGUUCCUCUGCAACAAACACCCUUCCUUGACUUGGGUCCGAUUCUCAUGGAUUCUGGCGUACAAGUUAAACCAAAGACAACUGACCAUGGUAUGUCUCCCAUUGAACUUGAACGUGGACCGAUGCUACUUGACACCGCUGCCCAGCACGAGAUUUAUUCAGAAAAUGCUUUCAGCCAGACCUUUACCUAUCAGCAGGAAAAAAGUACAUACACCAGCAUUGAUGUCCGACAGGAAAGCUCGCAAGCAACAACAGAGAAGAAAGAUUCUGGAGUGCAAGCUAAGACUCCCAAGCAUUUUGUUCAUGCACGGACACAAGUCAAACCAGAUGUCGAUGACAUACCAGUCCAGGUACAGCCUAUUCAGGAUGACCAAUCAACAGCUACUGAGGAAAUUAUCUUCACCAGUAUUGAGGUACAGACAGAAUUUGCUGAAGAACCGAUGGAGGAAGUCAUCAGAAUAAGUCAUGUGCCUGAACAACAAACACCAUUCCUUGAUUUGGGUCCAAUUCUUAUAGAUACUGGCACACAAGUUGAGCCAAAGACAAGUGAUCAAGGUAUGUCUGCCGUUGAUCCCGGACCAGUGUUGCUUGAUGCUACUGCUCAGCAUGAGAUCUAUCUUGAACAUGCUGUCAGCCAGACCUUCAUUGAUCAGCAAGAAAAGAGUACCUACACCACAGUUAAUGUAAGACAGGAGAGCUCACAAGCAACAACAGAGAAGAGAGAUGCAGGGGUACAAGCCAAAACAGAAAGAGAGGUUAGCCUGAUGACAUCGGGCAUCCAGACUGUUGUCAUCCAUGAAGAAAAACCACAAAUGAUUGACAUGGCAAUGCAGUUCAGGCCGCUAAACACCGACCAGGCUACUCUGACAAGCAUCGUUGCGACAACCAGCUCUCUCAGCAACACUGAACCUGUCAAUAUGAGGCAGGCCAUGGUCCAAGUUGGAAUUAAACCAGAUACAGAAUCCAGAGCUACCCUGACUACACCUAAGUACGUAAGAAACAUCACCACUCAGGCAGAGACAAAAUGUUAUGAUGCAUGUGUCCAACAUGAUGAUCUCCCUGAUUUGGCUGACAAGGGUCUUCAGAUCAAGCCAGUGAUGGUUGAUGAUACAUCAGAGACGGUUCAAUCAAGGCAUGUCGAUAGGCCAACCCAAGUCGACAUGGAUGGCAUGAAACCAGAAACAACUGAUGUCUCCAUUCAGCAUGGUGAGGAAAAGGAUAUGAGAGACAAAAUCUCCCAAGUUAAGCCGAUAUCAACCGAGGCGGGAGUGUUGACAGAAGUUUUCACAAAAGACAAAGGCAACCAGGCUAAUUUUGCUCCAGAAGUUUAUGAAAUCAUUCGUCCUGAUGUCACAGAGCUACAGCACGCUCCUGUUCCAUUCCCUGAAGUCAUGACAACAGACAAGUCCAUUCAACAUCAACCUUCAGUUGAUAUACAGACUGUGCAGACCAGCAUCGAUGUCAGUGAGCGAGCAUCAUCCCCAGUUGGUCCUGAUUACAGUGAUGUCUCAUCUCAGACUCGAACAGACGCCUCUAACAUAGGACUGCAGACAAACUUCCAAGAAACCUCAACAGCUGAGGUUCAGGCUGUAAUGUCCUAUUUCAGUGAGGAGUCUUACAAGAUGGAGUCUGUUGAGGAAGACUUGAUUAGUGCACAGGUAGUCACAGAAGAACAGCACAUUGCACCUUUACCAACAGUGCAGUAUCAAGAUGCCGAAAUGCAGUAUAACCCAACCACUGAGGAUUCAACAACAGAAACUGUAUCAACUGGAAUCGAUUUCGCGAACCAGUCACAACCUCUGACCAUUGAGCAAGGAACAACUACUGACAUCACUAAGCACUCCCAGGCUGAGGUUCAAGUUGAUAUUGGAAACAGCUCGGUUAUAACUCAUGAAACAGCAGUACAGCAUGAGAGGAUGUUUAAGCCAGUGGAUGUGUUUACACAAGCUCAUCCUCUGACUGUGGAGGAAGGAACAUCCACAAUGCCACUGAAGAAAACUGAAGUGUCUGUUCAGUACAUUGCACCAUCAGACAAAAGGCCAUCCUCUCCACGGAUUGUCACGCAAACUUCUGACAAAGGAACAUUAGCUCAGUAUGUAACAUCCCAAUCUUCAACACAGACAAUCCUGUUCAAAUCGGAUGUCGGUAUACAGUCUAAACCAAACACCAAGUCGGAGCUGACUCAUGCUGCCAUCAAACCUGAUUCUCACGACCAAUCUACAGCGACCAAACCUGAUGUGCGAGUAUUUGAAACCCAAACAUUCUUCCCGAAGAAGAGUGAGGGCUCCCAGUGUGACCAAACUACUCUUGUGCACAACACCUCUCAGUAUGAAAGAAUGUUUGUUGAGGACAACUCUGUCCAAGUCAAGCCGGUCAUCAGAGAGCAAGCAAACUCUCCUAUCUUCAAGAGGAAAGAGGUUGACAAUGCUUCUUCCCAGACAGACACUCUACCAGAGGACAUGGACAGCUCCAUCGAAGAUCUCAUCAGAUCAGCUCCACAUCAACCCUUCAAACCACAGGCUGACAGUGACUUCAUGCACGACUACUCAGACCGACUCUGUGAGUACCUCGACCGAGAUGAACAAAUGCCAGUCCAUGUUGAGCAUCCCAUCGAAAGGAUCAAGGAAUUAUCUCAAUUUGUACCACGCCAGGAAAAUUCCUCACCUAUAUGGGACUACGCUGGUGAUUUCUCCAGCCGCCUGUAUGAUACUGAAAUGACUGAAAGUAUAGACAUCAUUGACAGACUUUUCACAUCAAAUCAGAGCACCUUCGAAUUGGAGGAACCUAUUGCAAAAGAUGAGACUGACCAACAGCUGUCUGCACCCAAAUAUUACAUUGAGUCUGCUGUUCAGACUGGUCCCCUGCGAACCAAGGAAAGGAGCACAUCACCCCUGUUUCCUCCAACAAAGGAAGCCCAGAGCCAGUUUGAUAAAGACAUUGGCCACACAGACACCAAUGUCCAAGCUAGCCCAAUUACAGCCAGUGAAUCCAGCUACACUGCCCCAGUGUUCAGUCAAGAUGUCUCUGCACAAGUUGACUUUGACAUUGAAGAGGUUCCAACCAGUGAUGCAGCAACACAGCAUUACACACUUGGCCAGGAUAUCUCUGCUCAAGUUGAACCACUGAUGACAGAUGCUGGCAUGACUUGCAAGGUAGACAGCACACCUACUUCCACUCAAGCCAAACCUGAAACAUUGGAACAAGGGACAUCAACUCUGAAACAAUCAACACCAACUUCAGACAUGCAGACUCAGGCAAAGCCAGAUGCAGUUGCUAAAACGACCUCGCCACUGGCCAUCCGAAAGAACCAAAUGGCAGUGCAAACAAAGGUCGACCAACGUCACAUCCCAACUCAGUAUGACAGGGUGAGCUCUGCUGAUGCAGUUGUUCAGAUGAGCCCACAGUCCCUGGAGAAGGGGACAUCAACCAAGCCUGAGAACAGGGAUGUAUCAAUCUACGUCAUUCCUACCCAGCGCCAUGAGUCUACACAAUACGAGCAGAGCAUCAAAACUAUGGACUUCAUGGUACAGUAUCGUGCCCAGCAUCUUGACAUCUCAACGCAGUCUAUUGAAUUCAAAGCUACAUGUCUAGAUCGGGCCAGCUCCCCAAUUAACAUGACACCUGAAAAGAUUCUUCAGGACAUCAGCCCCAUCACAGAAUCUCCAAUCCAGCCAGUGAUGGUCCAGCAGGUUUCCGCAUCUCCAACACGAUUGCAACCUUUCAGUCGAGUUGAUGAUACAGAGCUCCGUCAAGAAAUCCGAAAUGAAAUCAGGAUGAAAGUGAUACAUGAAAUACGAGAGGAGAUACGGGAGGAGGUACGAGAAGAAGUACGAAAGAACCAGAUGGCAGUGCAAACAAAGGUUGACCAACAUUACAUUCCCACUCAGUAUGACAGGGUGAGCUCUGCUGAUAAAGUUGUUCAGAUGAGCCCACAGUCUCUUGAAAAGGGUACAUCAACCAAGCCUCAAAACAGGGAUGUAUCCAUCCAUGUCAUUCCUACCCAGCGCCAUGAGACUACACAGUACGAGCAGAGCAUCAAAACUAUGGACUUUAUGGUACAGUAUCGUGCCCAGCAUCUUGACAUCUCAACUCAGUCUAUUGAGUCCAAAGCUGCAUGUCUUGAUCGGGCAAGCUCCCCCAUCAACAUGGCACCUGAAAAGAUUCUUCAGGACACAAGCCCCAUCGCAGAAUCUCCAAUAAAGCCAGUUUUGGUCCAGCAGGUUUCAGCAUCCCCAACACGGUUGCAGCCUUUCAGUCCAAUUGAUGAUACAGAAGUCCGUCAAGAAAUCCGAAACGAAAUCAGGAUGGAAGUGAUACGUGAAAUACGAGAGGAGAUACGGGAGGAGGUGCGACAGGAGAUAUGGGAGGAGGUACGAGAGGAACUUCUGCAUGAAGUCCAACAUGAGGUAAAUUCAAGGGUUGAGAUGGAGGUACGCGAUGAACUGAGGACAGAGCUUGAGAUCACAGUUCGUGAAGAGCUCCGGGAGGAGUUCAUUGAAGAAUACAAGGAAGAAAUCCUGAUUGAGAUCAAAGAAGAAUUAAAGGUUGAGUUUGAAUCUCGAAUAAGGCUCGAAUUUGAAGAACGUACAAGAGAUGACUUGGAGUUUAAGAUCAGAAGAGAAAUUGAGCCUCGGGUACGAAGUGAUUUAGAGCCAAUAAUUCGCAGAGAGCUGGAACAAGAGUACAUCAAGGAAACAAUCCAUGAGGUAAGGACCGAGGCACCUGUGAUGUACCAGCCUUCUGAGUAUAAGGCAGAACCAGUCAAGCCACUAAUGCUGGACCGUGGAACCUCCCCAGUCAUGAAAAACCUACAUGAUGCUCCUACUCAAGUAAGCACAGUUACUAAAGAUAGAUCGUCACAGUAUGAUAAACCAAGCAAACCGGUUGAUGGCAUCACACAGACCAAGGUGUACACAGUUGAGUGUGGAACUACGCCAGACAAUGUUCGAACUUCAGAUGCCCCAGUGCAAGCCCAGCCAAGCAUGACCCAUCGUGGGACAACACCAAGUGAAAAGCCAAGUCGUGAGUCUGGAAUUCAAGUUGUGGUGCAGAAGAUGGACAAGUGCGAUCAGUACGAAGCCAAACCAAGCCAGUCAGAUGUGUCUGUCCAGUUCUCUCAUGAUCCUCAGACAGUUGGAUUUCUGUGCCAGGUACAACCAGACACUGAUGAGCAAGGUACAUCGAUGGAAGUCACGAAGAUACAUCAAACAUAUGUACAGACACAAAAUCCCCUCAUAAGAUCUGAGAAUACACAAACUGUCACCGAUCAGAUGGAUGCAACCUGCCAGUCUGAACCUGUAUUCCACAGAGACACUACAAUGCAAGUCAAGCCUGUGACUUUUGAUAAGAGCACUUCUACUCAACCUCAAGAGACAGGUGAUUAUUCAACUCAGGUGGAACUCAUUGAACCGUAUGAAACCACUCAGAAGAUCUCUGUCAAGCAGCAAGACAGUUCAGUACAAUACGAGCGAAGCAUGGACGUGACAGACAGGAGACUCCAGGCCAAACCAGUGGUUAGAGAGCAGGCCAAUUCUCCAUUGUCAUUCCUCACAUUUGAUAUAAUCAGCCCUCAAAGGCAAGAUCCAGUCCAUGCACCAUUUUACACAGUCCAAACGAGAGAUGCACCUAAUGAGCGUGCUUACAUUACAGAAAUAAUAACAGGAGAGAAGGUUCCACCAGCAGAGCAAACACUACCAAUGUUCACCUCGCCCAAUACUUCAGCAGAACCCACAAGUUCCAAAUUCUCAUACAGCUUCAAUGAUAGACCAGGCUCCACUCAUCAAGCCAAGAGUCCUUUAGAACCACUGGUUGCAAGGUUGGACUAUGUCCCCAUGAAGUCAACAGACCUGGACGCAAUCAGACCAACUGUGUCAAGGACCUCAUACAGGAGCUCCUAUGAGUCAUCGUACGAGUCAAGUAGUCGAUUCACGAGAGACGUCCUACAAUCCAUGCCACCAAGGUGUGGGAUGAUUCUGCUCCAAACAACUGCAGCUGGUACAACCUACACCAGUGCGUUCAGGACAUCAACACCAACGACUCGUGUUUCAGAUCCUUCCACAUCACUCUUUUCUCGCACAAGCAUUCUAGAGCAAGGGAAACCUGUAGAAUCCACACCCCCAAUCACAUCUCCAAUCUUGUCAGACACCGAAUCUGACAGUUUACCAGAAAUGUCAGAGCUGGAGAAGAUUCGUCGUGACCUCCGACUUUCCAAGGUGAUUGUGACAGAUGACCAGGCUACUUUGGUUGGCUACUUUGUAAACAGGGAUGAUGAACCUCAGACACCAGACCUACCAAAUGGUUCACCAUUCAGCCCACCGGAAUAUGCUCAUCAGUCCUCCAGGUUUGAAUACUCCAGCCACUCAAAAUUUAGCCACAUUCCACAAAGCCCUCAUAGAGGUCGUCAACACUUCAUGAAUCUUGAGCAUACACCAACAGAAAGCAUUCCAAAUAUUAUAAUGGAUGAUGAAGAUUUCCCAACACCAACUGAGGAAGGUGAUUGGUUCAAGCGGGAGACCUCAGCAUACAGGCUGAAUGUUCCAUAUGACAAGAAGGGAUCACCAAGACCUGGUGCCCGCAUUGUCCAUUCUUUAUCUCCAUCACAAUCCCCAUCACACACACCUGGUAGGAUGUCACCAGUUUUCCUGUCCUCUGAGGAUGGUCAUCCUGUUGAAUUGCUACCAAUACCACGAGGUAUGGUAACCCGUCUCUCUGAUCUUCUGUCAGAUGGGAUCCCAAGUGAUGACGAAUCUGUACUGCCAAUGAGCAGACUGUCGGAGAUGAUCGAGAAGCAUCGUGAACUGAGCCAACCGCCAAAGUGGUCCCCGAGAAGUGACCUAUCAACAUCCACAUCCCAGGAUCCUGAGUCUGAAGUAGACACAACUGAUUCAGACUCUGACACUGAAUCAUUCAGUGCUGUGAUGGAUUUCACUGAUCCAUUCCUGCACGAGAAUCCAAACUUCUGGCGAGGAGGUCCCACCGACUUCACAACUUCAUCUACCAACUCUGAUGUCAGCUCUGAUGACGACGAUGUCACUGUGUAUGGGGACUGCGAUGUCUACUCAUUUGACCUGCCCUUUUUUGCACCUUCCAAGCCAAGUAGGUCCCCACAAGAUGCAUCCUGGAUGCCUGGUGAGCCACCUCGCAAGAGGCACUCAGUCAUCAAAAUCGACCGUCAGCGAGUCAGGGAAGAGUUGAGUAUGUCUGAAGUCGUCCUCCCCGAUGGGCCCCCUCGUCUCACUGGCUACAGAAUUAACAUGGACGAUGGCAAUUGGCAACGAGACAGGUACAGCAAUCGGCUUUCAAGAUCGGAGCCGGAUCUCUACAGAUCCACCACCAGCAAUACCACUGUCACAUCGCCGCCAUCUUACUCAACUGCAUAUCCCUACACCAAGCUGGGGAGCAGCAGAAGACACCCUGCUCCGGAACAGCUGAUGGUGGAUGCUGGAUCCAUGCCAGCUCUCUCGGCAGAGAUCAGGUAUGCCAAGCUGGUGAAGAAGCAAGAAAUCAGCCACACCCAGCAGUCCAAGUACAGCAGGCUUUCACACUCAGACCCUGACUUGGCCUCAUGGCAAGAAGAGCUCUUUGAUGUUGGGCACUUUUAGAUGGACAAAAAGAACUGAUUUGAGUAUUUAAUACUCCAAGCAGCAUGUAGUUUAUUGCUGCUAGUUUCAAGUAGGCAGUUGCCUCCAAAAAUGUGCACUUUAUAACAGCAAAAUGAUAGAGCCAUUGGCAAUGCGAUUGAUAAUCCAUCUUUAUGCACCUGAAAAAAAGUUCAGGAUCGUUGUGCCCUUGUAUAUAUUGUUAACAUGAUUUGAAAGUUGUACUUAGUUAACUAAAAAACCUUAACAAACUACCAGACUGUUUUUGUUUAGAAUUGUGUUUAAAAUGGUAAAUGAUUUCCAUUUAGGUAGUAUUGCCAUCUCAAGAACUGGCUUAAAAAGUUUAUUGAAUCACUGCAAAUUUGUAAAUGUAAGUGCCCCUUUUGUAAAUUAGAAAUUACUUUUUAUAUUAAGGUUGAGUGGUUUCGCUGUAUAUAUAUAUAUUUGUACUUCAUAUGUGUAAUGAGUAACUAAAUCACAAAGUACAUAUACUUUUACCGACUUUGUAACAAAAACUGUAGAUUUAUAUCACAAAAGUAAUUCACAGGGAAAUCGUCAACAUACAUAGCCAGCUAUAUUGUAACGUUGUAUUUAAGUAUAGAUAUUUCUAUAAUAGGCAUACAAAAAUUGGUGCAAGUUUUUUUUAUAGAGAUAUCAUUGAAGCAAAGUGGCUAUAAGCAUGACUGUGUAGUUAACUUUUUCAAAUACAGUUUUAAGGUAACAAAUGUAAGUAUCUAUGCAUUGUACAUGUAAUUUGGAAGCGAUUUCAAUUAAAAAAAAAAAUAGGGCUAUUCCAGCUUGCAUGCCAGAUUCACAAAACUCCACUUACAAACUAUGGUAGUGUACAAUGUACACAACCAGUGGGGCCAUAGAAUGUGAAAUUAUUACACCGAUUUCUGUAAAAAAAAUAUUAUAAUGCAGGUAAAAGCACUAGCCAGAACCGAAUAUAGUGGACAUUUAGAGUGUGAUUGUAAUUAAGUAUGCGAAUGAAAUAUGUAGCAUUAUCUGUUGAAGUGGCGUAGGAUAUAAAGCAAAUUAAAGUAAUUCAUAUGUCUGUGAUUCAACUGUAAAAUUUUGUUUAUGGGAAAGUUACUAGGUUGAUCUUGUAUUAUUUUUUGGAGAAAACACAGCCCAACUUGUAAUUUUCAGAUUUGUAUAUUUCAAACAAUAAGUAAUCAUUUAUAUACUGAACUGAGGAAACAUAAACUUUUGAAGGUUAUGGUGCAUUUGACAAAAAACUAUAGGCCUAAAAAAUAUAUAUUUUUGAAGUAUUGCUUUGCAGUUAGUUUUUACUUUUAUAUCUCUUCAUAAUGUAUGUAAGGUUUUUAUUAUUUACUCACUUAGUAACUUGUGCAAAGUAUGAGAAAGGUGCUUGAAUCUUAAUAUUUUUAGGGAACAAUCUUGAUUUUACUCUGUAAUUAAUGUUGUUAGGGACAACAUAUGACAGAUUCACUCAGCAUGUAUUUGAUGUCAGAUUUAGGUAAUGCUUUGUCUUUGUUAAUGUUUUCUGUAUGUGUAACAACACUGAAUCUCUGCUUAGGUUAUUACGUCUGUUUGUACAUAAAUUCUUCCAAUAAUUAUCUGCAGCUGCCUCAUGUAUUGUUAACACUCUGACUAAACAUUGCAUCUUUCUGUAUUAAUCUCUCCUUUAUAUUCAAUGCACAUGUAUACUUCUAUAGCAUCUCAAACACAAAUUGGGCGUUUUUUUUUGGUGUAAAGUAAGUAAGUUACAGAUUUGUUAUCAAUUAUAUGUAUAGGUGUAUUUAUUGAGUUGUAUUGGAGUAUGUAUUUAUGUGACCAGUUCUUGUAUGUAACACAAGUUGAAAAUCUUACUUGUUUGAGCACAACUUUGAAACAAGACAUGAAAAAGGGAAAGCUAAGGAAAGUCAGUCUUUUAUUCCACAAUGAAACCUGUUAAUAUUCUUUGAAUGCCUUUUGAAGGUAUCCCAAACACAUACACUCAUUUUCUAAGAUCUGGUUAAAUAUAUAAGCAAUGAACUAUUACUUUAUUUUGAAAAUGAUUAGAGUGAUCAUAUAAAUGAAAUGAUGUAAUCAAGGUAGUAAGGGGAACAAAUAAGUAUUCAGGAGAUAUGUUUUUUUUAAUAGAAUUUGUUUAUAAGUAUGCACAAUAGUGGUGUUUAUAAGAGUGGGUAGAAGUGAUGUCACAUGGGAUGGGUUACAAGUUGUCACUAAUUGUAUAGACCAUGUCACAUUUGUUUACAAAUAUGCAAACUUACAAAUAUACAAACUUACUGCAUCUAUAUCAAUUGAAGUGUCGGUGGUUUUUCAGUACUGAUGCUCACUGUACAAUAGGACGAAAACAGCAUGAGAAAGUUGCUGGGGUAAUUGUGAUGACUAUUUGUGCCAAGGUGACAUGACAGAGAGAUCAUGUGACCUCGGCCAAUUCCGAUGGCGGUGCCGAAUCAUAAAGCCUUUUUCACACCCGUCUUGCCUGCCCAUGUUGAAAUCAACAUGGGCCCACCAUAAGUGGGGGCCACCUGCACUGCAUACGUGGCAUACCUGCAUUCACCCUUAGGUGCUUGGGACUUUACAAAUUACCUUGUUAUAACAGGUACCUUGUAUUAUUCAGUAAUGGAAAACAAAGGAAAACAAAGACUUGGGACCUAACAUUUUUGCUUGUUAUAAGCAGUGUAUUGUAUUAUAAUUUGCUUGUAUUAACAGUGGUCUUCUUAUCAGGGUUCGACUGUACAAGGGUCAGCUAAAGAUUUUGUUUUAUAUCCACGUAGAGCCUCUCAACUAUGGUCUUGACCAGGGUUUGAUUUUACUCGUGUACAAAGCCUGACCUGUGUUCAAGCCAUGUUUUGGAUUCUUUCUCAUGUACAUGUACAAAGGGUUCCCAAAACCUGUGUUGGACCCAGAACACAGAGAUUUUAGAUAGUGUGAAAGGCAUGUCUACAAAGGUCAAAAUAAUACAAAGUCUCUCCCCAUAUAUGGCGUAAUGAACAGGGGUAAUAAUUGUCAUGAUUGUAAAGCGGUUGGAUACUUUGGUAUAAAAGUGCUAUCUAUAAACAUCACGUUAUUGUUACAGGGGUUCAAAACGAAGUACAUGUAUACAAUGACAUCUAUAGCAAUGUGCACAUUUUUGUUUUUAAUAUAACAUUACUAGUCUGCAUUAUAUAUGACUUGAAGCUUUGCAUGGCGGAUGAGAUAAAUUAAAAAAUGUGCGUGUAGUAACACCAUUGGGAAAGAUAUCUCUUCUUGGAAGAAGUGUGGUUCUGAAAAGAACCGGUUCUUUUCAGAACCACACUUCUUUCAACAAGAAAUAUCUUCCACAUGGUGUUACCCACAAAUUUUAUAAUUUAGUCUGCAUUACUAGUCUGCUGGCAAAGGAAAUUGCUCUUGAGGAAGAAAGCGUAGUUUUUUUAUAUUUUGUUU